GAGAAUUCUUUAUAUAAUUUGGAUACUAGUAUUUUCUUGGAUAUGUGGUUUGCAGAAAUUUUAGCUAAACUUUUUCAAUUUUCCUAAUUGUUAUUGGUGUCAGCUGUUAAGAACUCAUAGCCUGGUUGCAGAUCCUGAAGUUACUUUAUUUUCCUAAAGUAGUUUUAUGUCUAUGCCCAUGAUCUAUUUUAACUUAGUUUUUAACCCUAUGAUUUCUUUUAAAGAUUUAUUUUUAAUUAUUUGAGUGACAGUUACAGGGAGAGGAGAGGGAGAGAUGUAUCUUCCAUCUGCUGGUUCACCUCCCCAAAUGGCUGGGACUGGGCGAGGCCGAAGUCAGAAACCUAGAACUUCAUCCCGGUCUCCCAUAUUGCUAAGGGACCAAAGUACUUGGGUCUUCUCCCACUGCUUUUUUUGUGUUUGUUUUUGACAGGCAGAGUUAGUGAGAGAGAGACAGAGAGAAAGGUCUAUCCUUCCGUUGGUUCACCCCCAAGUGGCCGCUAUGGCCGCACGUUGUAGCUGGCAUGCUGUGCCAAUCCGGCGCCAGGAGCCAGGUGCUUCCUCCUGGUCUCCCAUGCGGGUGCAGGGCCCAAGCACUUGGGCCAUCCUCCACUGCCUUCCUGGGCCACAGCAGAGAGCUGGACUGGAAGAGGAGCAACCAGAACAGAAUCCAGCGCCCCAACCAGGACUAGAACCCGGGGUGCUGGCACUGCAGGCGGAGGAUUAGCCUAGUGAGCCGUGGCGCCGGCCCUCCCACUGCCUUUGCAGGUGCAUUAGCAGGGAGCUGGAUCAGAAGUGGAGCAGUCAGGACAUGAUCCAGCACCCAUAUGGCAUGCUGGUGUCAACCCACUGCACCACAACACCAGCCCCGCCCUACAGACUUCGAUGUGUUGUAUUUUCAUUUAGCUCAGUGUGUUCAUUUCCCUCGAGGCUUCCUCUUUGACAGGCUGUUUAGAAGUGUGUUCUUCAGUUUCUAAGAGGUUGGAGAUUUUUUACUUAAAUUUCUGUAGGUGCUUGCCAAAUUGAUUCUUAUGUGGGUCAGAGAACACAUACUAUAUAUUUCUUUUAAGUUUGUAGCCUUUGUUAUGGCUCGAACAGUACUUGGAACCCCAGACUCUUGUAGACUUUUAAGCCCCCAAAUCUGAUGUUCAUGAUUCAUGGAUUCACGGUUGAUGGAUUCACUGUGGAGGGUUGAUUCAGUGUGGUAUCUGAAGGGAUUCGUCUACGCUCUUAUCAACUGGAGGGAGUCAACUGGUUGGCCCAGCGAUUCCAUUGUCAGAAUGGCUGCAUCCUGGGAGACGAGAUGGGGCUGGGUAAGACCUGUCAGACUAUUGCCCUCUUCAUUUACUUGGCGGGACGGUUAAAUGAUGAAGGACCGUUUCUGAUUCUUUCUCCCUUGUCUGUUUUGAGCAACUGGAAAGAAGAGCUGAAGAGAUUUGCUCCAGGUCUUUCGUGUGUCACAUAUGCAGGAGACAAGGAGGACAGAGCCCGCCUUCAGCAAGACCUAAAACAGGAGUUACAGUUUCAUGUGCUGCUGACCACCUAUGAGAUUUGCUUGAAAGAUGCUUCAUUUCUAAAAUCCUUCCCUUGGAGUGUUCUUGUUGUGGAUGAAGCUCACAGGUUGAAAAACCAAAGCUCCCUGCUGCAUAAGAUACUUUCAGAGUUCUCAGUAGUCUUCAGUCUCCUGCUGACCGGAACGCCCAUCCAGAACAGCCUCCAGGAGCUCUACUCCCUCCUCAGUUUUGUGGAGCCUGAUCUCUUUUGCAAAGAACAGGUGGAAGAGUUUGUUCAGCGUUACCAGGAUAUUGAGAAAGAGUCGAAGUCAGCAAGCGAGCUGCACGAGCUCUUGCAGCCGUUUCUGCUGAGGCGAGUGAAGGCUGAGGUGGCCACGGAGCUUCCCAAGAAGACGGAAGUGGUGCUGUACCACGGCCUGUCCGCGCUGCAGAAGAAGUGCUACAAGGCCGUCUUGAUGAAGGACCUGGAUGCAUUUGAAAAUGGGAUGGCAAAGAAAGUUAAACUUCAGAACAUCUUAUCCCAGCUUCGAAAGUGUGUGGAUCACCCUUAUUUAUUUGAUGGUGUGGAGCCAGAGCCUUUUGAAGUUGGAGACCACCUAAUCGAAGCCAGUGGGAAACUUCACCUGCUGGAUAAGCUCCUGGCAUUCCUGUAUUCCAGGGGCCAUCGGGUUUUACUUUUCUCCCAGAUGACCCAGAUGUUGGAUAUUCUCCAAGACUAUAUGGAUUACAGAGGCUACAGUUACGAGCGUGUGGACGGGUCCGUGAGAGGCGAGGAGAGAUACCUGGCCAUCAAGAACUUUGGACAGCAGCCCAUUUUUACUUUUCUCCUGAGUACCAGAGCAGGUGGAGUUGGCAUGAACUUAACAGCAGCAGACACUGUUAUUUUUGUGGACAGCGAUUUCAAUCCCCAGAAUGACCUGCAGGCAGCUGCCAGAGCCCACCGAAUCGGCCAGAACAAGUCUGUCAAAGUUAUUCGGCUGAUUGGCCGAGACACCGUGGAAGAAAUCGUCUAUAGGAAAGCAGUCUCCAAACUGCAGCUCACCAACAUGAUCAUAGAAGGAGGCCAUUUCACGCUGGGAGCCCAGAGACCCUCGGCAGAGGCGGACCUCCAGCUGAGUGAGAUACUCAAAUUCGGUUUGGAUAAACUGCUGUCCUCUGAGGGGAGCACCAUUGAUGAAGUCGAUCUGGAGGCCAUCCUGGGAGAAACGAAAGAUGGACAGUGGGUCUCUGAUGUCUUGCCUGCAGCAGAAGGAGGGGACAGAGAGCAAGAGGAAGGAAAAAACCACAUGUACUUAUUUGAAGGUAAAGAUUAUUCCAAAGAGCCUAGUAAGGAAGACAGAAAAUCAUUCGAACAACUGGUGAAUCUUCAGAAAACCCUUUUGGAGAAGACUACUCAAGAGGGCCGGUCCCUGCGAAACAAAGGCAGCGUUCUCAUCCCAGGCCUUGUGGAGGGGUCUGCCAAGAGGAAGCGGGUUUUGAGCCCGGAGGAGCUGGAGGAGAGACAGAAGAAAAGACGGGAAGCAGCAGCCAAGAGAAAGAGGGUGAUGGAGGAGAAGAAGAGGAAAAAGGAAGAAGCUGAACACCAGAAGAAGAUGGCUUGGUGGGAGUCCAACGACUACCAGUCCUUCUGCCUGCCCUCCGAGGAGAGCGAGCCGGAGGAUGCCGAGGCUGGGGAAGAUGCCGAGGCUGGGGAGGACGCGAGCUCUGCUGAGCUGGAUUACCAAGACCCAGACAGAACCUCCAUUAAGUACGUCAGUGGUGAUGUCACCCACCCUCAGGCUGGGGCAGAGGAUGCGCUCAUUGUGCACUGUGUAGAUGACUCCGGCCGCUGGGGCAGAGGUGGUUUAUUCACAGCUCUGGAAACACGAUCUGCUGAGCCAAGAAAAGUGUAUGAGCUGGCUGGGAAAAUGAAAGACUUGAGUCUGGGAAGUGUCCUUCUGUUUCCUAUUGAUGAUAAGGAGUCAAGAAGCAAAGGUCAAGAUUUGUUGGCCUUGGUCGUGGCUCAGCACCGUGAUCGCUCCAAUGUCCUUUCUGGCAUUAAGAUGGCAGCCCUGGAAGAGGGCCUGAAGAAGAUAUUUUUAGCAGCAAAGAAAAAGAAAGCAAGUGUUCAUCUGCCACGUAUUGGACAUGCCACAAAAGAUUUUAACUGGUAUGGUACUGAGCGACUUAUUCGGAAACACUUGGCAGCACGAGGCAUCCCAACUUACAUAUACUAUUUUCCUAGAAGCAAGGCUGCUGCCCUUCAUUCACAGUCUUCCUCUUCCUCCUCCAGACAGCUGGUGCCUUAACAUUUGGCCCAGCAUCAGAUCCAGUUUUCAGCAAACAGCUAAUAAGAUAUUUUCCCAGAGCUACUGUCAGAGUAUUUCAGCAAGGAGUCAAGAUCUGGUGGCCCUCUGAGACGGUCUGUUUUCUGAAUCCUGAGUUUAUUCUGCUGGGUAUAUUACUCUGAUUUGGUACCUGUAAUACAGGGACACACAAUUUACCAGCUUACUUCAGAAAGUCCAUGGAAAGUAGAAUUAAAAGAUAAUACACAUUUUCCAUGAAAUCUCCUGUUUUGGAAAUUUGGAAAUUUCCUGUUUUGGAAAGCCCCUGGGCCCCAGUUUGCAUUGCUACUUGCAUAAUAAUAAAUGUUCUAUCUCUAAGAA
Molecule: messenger RNA, 4156 nt
Organism: Oryctolagus cuniculus (rabbit)
Lineage: Eukaryota; Metazoa; Chordata; Mammalia; Lagomorpha; Leporidae
Gene: CHD1L
Product: chromodomain helicase DNA binding protein 1 like
Biological process (GO): DNA repair; chromatin remodeling
Cellular component (GO): nucleus
Molecular function (GO): DNA helicase activity; ATP binding
Source: RefSeq, a predicted model, not a curated record